UCUGCGGCGUUGCCACUUUACAGCAAGCCACUUGCCAUGCUGGCUUGCUAAUGAUUCGAAUUAGAGUCCGAUACCUGCACUUAAUGUGUUUGCUCUCGGAUGCUCUCUACCAAAUCACGGACGAGCCUUUGCAAACCAUGGACUGUGUGAGGUGGAGUGGGCCGAGGAAUGUGGUUGACAUUGAGUAGGAACAUAAAGGCCAAGCCUCUCUCCCUUCUGGUGGAAUAUUCCCUCAUGCCUUACACCGUCAGACAUCAUUAGUCUAAACAUGCUCACCAUUUUCAUAUUCAUCUCUUUGUUCUCAAAUGUGCUCAGUUCCAUUGUUACAUAUGAUUGGGAAGCCACGUGGGUAUAUGCUUCCCCAGAUGACUUUGCUCGGCCGGUCAUUGGCAUAAAUGGGAAAUUUCCAUGUCCCAACAUUGAUGUCAAUCUAGGGGAUCGAAUCAUCAUCAACUUCAGCAAUAAACUUGUCAAUGAAACUACUUCGCUCCACUUCCAUGGAUUAUUUCAGACAGGCACGAGUGCUAUGGACGGCCCGGUUGGCGUCAACCAAUGCCCUGUCUAUCCCGAGCAAACUCUCGUCUAUGACUUUGUUGUGGAUCAAGUUGGCACCUUUUGGUAUCACGCCCAUAAUGGUGGCUCAUAUAUGGACGGCCUUCGAGGAGCAAUUAUCAUACAUGACCCGUCUCCUCCCUUCGAAUUUGACGAAGAUGUCACUAUCACUCUGUCAGAUUGGUAUCAAGAUGAGAUCCCGGGCCUAGUCAAUUACUUCGAAUCGCAGGCCAAUGAAGACGAUGGCGGUGCUGAGCCAAUUCCAAAUUCGGCGGUCAUGCAAGACACUCAGAAUGUUACAUUUCCCGUCAAACCAGGAAAGACAUAUCUCAUGCGUUUCAUCAAUAUCGGCGGUUUUGUCGGGACAUACGUUUCCAUUGACGACCACACCAUGAGCAUCGUGGAGAUCGAUGGAAUCUAUGUCGAACCAAAAAAGGCCGAUGAGCUGUAUCUCUCAGUAGCUCAACGAUAUGCUGUCUUAGUGACUAUGAAAAGCAGUACCGACAAGAACUACGCGAUUUCUGUCACUUUGGACACGGCCAUGUUCGACAGCAUUCCUCCUUGGGCUAAUCCAGAUGUGUUUGGAUGGCUUGUUUAUGAUUCCAAGAAACCUCUACCCACCCCAGUUCCCCUCAGAACGUACAAUACUAUCGAUGACACAACGCUAGUUCCUGUGGAUCACAUGGGAGCUCUUACGAAAGUUGAUCACCAAAUCAUCAUGACCUUUAAUUUCGAGGAUGACAUAGGGUAUAAUCGAGCUAUCAUCAACAAUAUUACUUACAUUGGACCAACGGUUCCGACGCUGUUCACUGUCAUGUCUGCACCAGCCAAAGAUGUCAUGAACCCCAUAAUCUAUGGGCAAGUCAACCCCUCUGUUUUGAAACACAAUGAUGUUAUUGAAAUCGUUCUCAUAAACCAAGACACUGGUUCUCAUCCGUGGCAUCUUCACGGACAUGCAUUCCAAGUCAUCGAACGCUCAGCUGUCGGUGUUGACUAUGAUCCGGACAACGUCAUUGUACCCAAGAUCCCCAUGCGUCGAGACACACUCUCGGUCAUGACAGGCGGCUAUGCUGUCCUUCGCUUCAAAGCAGAUAACCCAGGCGUGUUUCUAUUCCAUUGCCAUAUCGAAUGGCAUGUCGAAGCUGGUCUCGUGGCUACUAUUAUCGAGGCGCCUGAUGUGGUUGCAGCGACUCAAGGCAUUCCACACGAUCACUUCAAGUCUUGUGAGGAGCAAGGGAUUCCUACUACUGGUAAUGCGGCAGGAAAUACGAAGAACUACACCGAUAUGACGGGAUUAGUUACUCAGUUCGAGACUGAUAAUUGGGGGUAAGCUUCAUCACUCACUGACGUGACGUGGUUUGCUGAUGUAUGUUUCAGGGCGUUGAUCAACCCACCGAAGAAGUUGAGGAGAUCCAGAGUCUUCUCGAAGUAGUUCAAGUCGUGAUGGCCUUCUCUU
Messenger RNA from Mollisia scopiformis, 2008 nucleotides. Its product is annotated as putative ferrooxidoreductase Fet3. Gene Ontology annotation, cellular component: high-affinity iron permease complex. The record is from RefSeq and is a predicted model, not a curated record. Gene Ontology annotation, molecular function: ferroxidase activity; copper ion binding. NCBI's taxonomy places the organism in Eukaryota, Fungi, Ascomycota, Leotiomycetes, Helotiales, Mollisiaceae. The transcript has 7 exons. The coding region runs from base 269 to 1882 and encodes 537 amino acids. Gene Ontology annotation, biological process: cellular response to iron ion starvation; reductive iron assimilation.